UGUUCAAACCGUUUUAGCAAGGAAACCUAAAAUGUGCAGCUUCCUUGAGUGGCGAGAUCUGAAGAUUGUUUACAAAAGAUAUGCUAGUCUGUACUUUUGCUGUGCUAUUGAGGAUCAGGACAAUGAACUAAUUACCCUGGAAAUAAUCCAUCGUUAUGUGGAAUUACUUGACAAGUAUUUUGGCAGUGUGUGUGAACUUGACAUCAUCUUUAAUUUUGAGAAGGCCUAUUUUAUUUUGGAUGAAUUUCUUUUGGGAGGGGAAGUUCAGGAAACAUCCAAGAAAAAUGUCCUUAAAGCAAUUGAACAGGCUGAUCUACUGCAGGAGGAAGCCGAAACCCCACGUAGUGUUCUUGAAGAGAUUGGACUGACAUAACUCUCCUCCCCUGUUGCUGACUUCCUGUGGCAUUUCACACACUGUAGAUGGUCACUGCCUUCAUGUCCAUGUUAGCUAAUGGUGUAAGAUGUCUUGUCAGUAUUACUGUUUUGCUAAGCUGCUUCAUUCAGGCCUACACAAUUUUUUAAAGGGAAUUUUGGUUAAUCAAAUAAGGGACUUCAUAUAAAUAUGAGUUUGAAAGAUGCAGAAAGAUACCUCUUUUGGAUAUUUUAAAAGUUUUUAAGUCAGUUCCUCCUGAUGAUGUGCAUAUAUGAAAGUGACACAUCUGUAUACAUGUGUGUCAAACAAUUUGACAAUAUGCGUUCCUGUAUUUGACAAAGGACACAAAUUAUAAUGUGAAACUUGGUUUUAUGAAACCAAAGACUAGUGCAGCAUUAUAUAUAAUACAAAUAAAGGGAAUUAAUAUCACAUAUCAAAUGAAAAAUUAACUGUUAAAACCAAAAAACAAAAACCCAAAUUUAUACCAAAGAUCCUAUUGGACUCUAUAUACUUUAAAACAAAGGGAAUACAGACUUUAGAUGACUAAAUUGCAUUGAUGCUGUUUUACACUAAAAGUCCUAAACAUUCCGAGUGAAUGGAACAAGGAACAAAGAUUGACUUUUGUUAGUGAGCACAUAAUUUUUAAGGCCAAGUCACAUUUGACUCUGAGAUGAAUUUUUGUGGUCCUAAUCAUUUAGAUAUUUGUUUGGAUUGCUUUGGAUGCCCUCAAAGUGAGAAUGUCAAUUUACCACAAAUUCUCCAUAGCAGUAUCUUACAGACACAUCUUGCUUUCUUCAUUGUUGCAGAAAGUCACUGUUUAAAGCACGAAUAUUCCUUCUGGAGUGCUUGUUAAAGCCAAAUUUAUUUUGCUUCCCUAUUGCUUCCUUCCAAUUAUAAGUGCUGCAAACUUCACAGCAGCUUCCUUUCCUUCCACAGCACUGCCUAGUUAACAGAAAUCUUAUAAAAAAUUUAAAGACACAUUUCCUGUAACAAAGUGAAAACUGAAUGAAGUAAAAUGGCAUUAGUUGGCCUAUAUUUUUAAAAGUUAUAUAAUGGUUCAGCAUCACUUAUACAUCCUUAUGCAUAUCUCAACAUCAUGUUUAUGGUUUACACUUGCACUUGUAUAUGCUCUGCUGGAUUAAGCUUUGUUGUGAUUGUCACCAACAUUCAGGCCAAGUGAACACUGUCUUAUCACAUUGCCAAUUAGCUGUAAUAAACAUUUAACCUAAAAACACUAGCGUGUUUUUCUCUUUCCAAAAGUUUGACAAACUGGAGAGUUGCUGACAGAAGAUUUUUUUCAAUAAAAUGUUGAAAAUUCCCCCCACCACCCCCUCCCCUUGAGUGUAGUGGUGGAUUAUAAGAACACACACACACACACACACACACACACACACACACACACACACAUACACAGAUGGUUCAGGGAGUCUUGACUUCAAAUUCAGUGUUAAAAAUAUGUGGAUUCCAUGCUACCAAGAGCUUACCAACAUUUUCCAUCAAUAAAUGCCGCUUUAAAAACCUU
Messenger RNA from Octodon degus (degu), 1895 nucleotides. RefSeq names its product adaptor related protein complex 1 sigma 2 subunit (gene Ap1s2). Bases 32 to 373 code for a protein of 113 amino acids. The record is from RefSeq and is a predicted model, not a curated record. Gene Ontology annotation, cellular component: membrane coat; intracellular membrane-bounded organelle. The transcript has 4 exons. Lineage: Eukaryota; Metazoa; Chordata; Mammalia; Rodentia; Octodontidae. Gene Ontology annotation, biological process: vesicle-mediated transport; intracellular protein transport.